AUGGCAACCUCCAUCACAUCCACCAUCAAGCUGCCCAGCGGUUUCGAGAUCCCGCGGCUGGGUUUUGGAGUCUAUAAAACUCCCCCAGAAGAGACAGAGAGAUGCUGUCGCCAGGCACUUGAGGCCGGCUAUCGCCAUAUCGACAGUGCAGCAGCAUACAAGAAUGAAGCAGAUUGCGGCGCAGCAAUUCGUGCCUCUCCGAUUCCCCGAGACCAAAUCUUCUUUACAUCCAAAGUCAUCGACAUCAGCUACAAUGGUGCCAAGGAGCAGGUCGACAAGACGCUCUCCUCAACAAAACUCGACUACAUCGACCUCAUCCUCCUCCACAAACCCAUGGGAGGUUCUGAGAAUCGCAAGGGAGCAUGGAAAGCACUCGUUGAAGCCGUCGAAGCAGGCAAAGUCCGCUCCAUCGGGGUAAGCAACUACGGCGUGCACCACCUCAACGAACUAGAGACACACAUUCAGGAACUCGUGACCGAACGCGGUGGCAAAGGCAAAGGCGGCAUUGUGAGUAUCCACCAAGUCGAGCUACACCCGUGGCUAGGGCGGAAAGAUAUCGUCGACUGGUGCACGCAGCGGGGCAUCUUCAUGCAGGCGUAUUGCCCCGUUGUGCGCGGUGCGCGCUUCGGAGAGGCUAGCGUGACGAAGCUGGCGGACAAGUACGGCAAGACGCCAGCGCAGGUGCUCAUCCGGUGGAGUCUGGAUAAGGGAUUCAUCCCGUUGCCGAAGACGGUUACACCGGAGCGCAUUGUGGCAAAUGCGGAUGUGUUUGAUUUUGCCUUGACCGAGGACGAGGUACGGGGUCUGGAGACGGAUGAGUACAGUCCUGUUGCGUGGGACCCGACAGUUACCAAGCUGGAGGAGUAG
Messenger RNA from Penicillium argentinense, 867 nucleotides. Its product is annotated as aldo/keto reductase. The coding region runs from base 1 to 867 and encodes 288 amino acids. The record is from RefSeq and is a predicted model, not a curated record. Gene Ontology annotation, molecular function: oxidoreductase activity. The transcript has 5 exons. NCBI's taxonomy places the organism in Eukaryota, Fungi, Ascomycota, Eurotiomycetes, Eurotiales, Aspergillaceae.